AUGUCACAGAACCUCAUGGAUACCCAACCUGGUGGUGACACCGAGGGCUCCACAUCGCAGUACACAGCUAUCAACACCGUCACAGUCCCGCAUAAGAAGUCGGGUGGUCAAUUCGGCAACCCCGAGACCUCUGUCGAUUCCAACCCCGAAGCCGAAGCCGCUCAAAAAGCAGAAGAUGGCGCAAAGACAGCAGAGAAGAUCCGCUACGGUCAAUCAUUAAGCGAGAAUGGUAUGGGCGGUCAGACUACUGGUCUUGGAGAGGCAAACAGCAGUGCUGCAGAUGAGACUGCCGCGAGCGAGAGACAAAAGUCUGGAUACGGUGGUGACAAGGACAUGGACAGAAACAUUGGUGCAUAA
Messenger RNA from Aureobasidium melanogenum CBS 110374, 357 nucleotides. RefSeq lists its product as uncharacterized. The transcript has 3 exons. Bases 1 to 357 code for a protein of 118 amino acids. Lineage: Eukaryota; Fungi; Ascomycota; Dothideomycetes; Dothideales; Saccotheciaceae. The record is from RefSeq and is a predicted model, not a curated record.